Messenger RNA from Cokeromyces recurvatus, 2402 nucleotides. RefSeq lists its product as uncharacterized. The record is from RefSeq and is a predicted model, not a curated record. Lineage: Eukaryota; Fungi; Mucoromycota; Mucoromycetes; Mucorales; Mucoraceae. The transcript has 3 exons. The coding region runs from base 292 to 2157 and encodes 621 amino acids.
UUAUUCUUUCUCUUUCUUCUUCUUCUUUUCUCUAUUUAUUCAUUAAACGAAAAAAAAAUAAGGAAAAAGAAAAGAAAAAAUAAACCCCCAUUUAUAUAAAAGAAAUAAUUUUGUGUAUUUCUUUUUCUUAAUUUCUUUCUUUCUUUCUUGUUUUCUUUGACAACAGUUUUAUUUUAUAAAGUCAAAUUAGUAUUGACAUUUUUAUGAUCUCAGUAUAAAAUAAACGAGAUUUAUUGACAUAUAAACACAUACCAGAAAAUAAAAUAAAAGACCCGGCUAUUCUCAUUUAUUAUGAUCUCAUCACCAGCCAGUACAUUAUUAUUACAAGAUUUGAUUAAUGCACCAAGUAAGGCAGAAUCUAUUUUAGAAAGUCUUACAGCUGAACAAAUUGUCAUGAUUGAAAAUACAAUUAAUCGUGUAAAGAAAAGAAAAUUAAAUAAGCCAUCAUCCACCUCUCAUCGAAUAGUGGUAGAAGAAGAAAAUUCAGCUUCAACUUCAGCUUCAGCUUCAGCUUCAGCUACUGCGAUCGCCAAUGCAUUAGCGGCAGCCAUGGUUUCAGCUGCUUCUAUGCAACUUUCUCCACCUCUCCACACACCCACAAUGGCUGAAACCAAUAAUGCAGUUACAACCACCACCGUUGCUCCAUCUAAAACGAUCACGAAUGUAUCAACCUCAAACGAACCAACUUCUGAAAUGAAGGAUGGCAUUGAAUGGGUUUCCUUUGUCUAUUCUCAUAAUCGUACUCUUAAACGCUAUUCAAUCAGAACAGAUAUCAAUAACGUUGCUUUGGAUGCUGUAGACGAUAAAUUCAAGACCGAGAAUUGUGUCUACCCUCGUGCAAAUCUUCCAAAAGAAAGCUAUAAAGGAAAUAGAUGGGCCUAUGAAACGGAAUGUAAUGAUUUAGGCUGGAAACUUGCAUGGUUAAAUAAAACAGAAAUUGCAGGUAAAAGAGGUUUGAUUCAACGCGCUGUAGAUUCAUAUCGUAAUCGAUAUCCAAGUAUGAGAUCACGACGUGUUGCACGUCAGGAGAAAUUAUUAAAUGGAACCCUCCGUAAAAGAAAAAAUAAAGAAUGUGAUCCUAUUGUGAUGACUCUAUCAAGUUCUGAGAAUCAACAGCCAUCAUUAGAAGCUGCCAUAACCAAGCCUGUCCAUCAACCCAAGACGAUUGCUAUUGACGAUAUUGUGACAAAGAAUCGCUAUAGAAUCAAAAUCAAUAUCGAAUCCAUCUCCUUGGAUGAGAUUUCAGAAGAAUUUCGUAAACAAAAUUGUCCUUUUCCAAAGGUAUUCACUAUGUUGCCAGAAGAAUAUAUAGGUGGUCAAGCAAGAUGGAAUGAGGAUACGCUUUGUAAUGAACUAUGUUGGAAAUUGGCCUAUCUGAAUCCUAAAAUUUUGGCUGGAAAAAGGAGUUUACUUCAAAGAGCUUUGGAUGUCUAUCGUACAAAAUUUACCCCUUCUCUUAAGCCUCGUAAAUAUUCUUCACGUAUUCCUUCUACUCAAAUGAUAUCAUCUGAUACAAUUGAGCAAGAACAAUUCUUUAAAAUUUCACCACCUACACCCUUAACAGUAUCUGCCUUAAAUGCUCAAAAUGCUCUUUUUGAAAAGAAAAAGACUAAAAAGACAUCAUCAUCAUCAUCAUCGUCGUCUACCAGCCGCAAAUCAACAACAACAACAACAAUGGGUCAUUGUUUCUCGCUGGACGAUGAAGCAUCUUCAAGUAAAAAUAGUGGCUUAACUAUUAAACUCAAAUUAAAUCCAUCUACCACUCAUACUACCACCUCCUCUUUCAUGAAUCAUCAAACUGAUCAAGACCCUAUGAUUUCUCCAUCUUAUGAUUCCAUCUAUUCAGAUGCCCGUUUCUCACCCUUUGAUGAAUCCAGUUGUCAUACUUCUUCUUCAUCUAAUAGUAUUGCUUGUACACCUAGUCCACCUGUUACAGCUGAUAUUUUUGGUUUCAAUACCGAAACUGACCUUUAUGACUCCUUUAUGUUACCACCUGUCAAUGACAGUUUUAUGUUACUUGAUAAUGAAAUGAAAUAUGACUCCCUUAUGUCUCCUUCUCUUUCAUCAAAUACAGCAAAUCAAGAUUUAGUUAAACUUGAAGAAGACUUUCAAGAUCAUUUUUCUUCUGCUGCUCAUUUAUUAGAUCCACUCUUCUAACGAAAAAAAAAAUCUCUCAUCAUUUCUCCUCAUUUCCUCCUUUGUUAUAAACAUUUAUCUCUGACAUGUACAUACCUAUUAUUAUCUUUAUUCUAUGCUUUUUUUUUAAAAAAAAAAAUAGAAUGAAAAAAAAAAAAAAUACACACAUUUGCAACAACAAAAAAUAACCCAAACCCCACCACCACCACUACCACCACCUCCUCCUCCUUUUUUUUCAUUUUAUUUUAUUUUUUUUUUUUUUUUUU